Messenger RNA from Somion occarium, 683 nucleotides. Lineage: Eukaryota; Fungi; Basidiomycota; Agaricomycetes; Polyporales; Cerrenaceae. The record is from the annotation of a GenBank genome assembly.
AUGUCGAGCCCGGUAACAGGAGCCAUUCCCGCUAACCCCUCUCCUGAAGUCAAGCUGAUCAUCGCCUGGAUGACCGCACUCUGCGAUGGCGAUUUUGACAAACUUGCGACCCUUGUAACCGAGGAUUUUGUUCAUUAUGUUCAUCCAAGUUCACUCGGUUUCCCAAAACGUAACAAGACGGAGUGGCUCCAAUUCAACAAAGAUGGCUUUGAUAUCUUCAAGAACUUCAAGAUUACCGUUCACGAAAUCGUUGAGGGUCAGAGCGCUGUCGUUGUUCAUGCCUCGUCAAACGCAACUACAUCAACUGGAUAUCCAUACGCGAAUGAAUAUUCGCUCUUUUUUCACCUUACCGCAGAAACCGACGGAAGUUACACAAUCGAUCAACUCAAGGAAUUCAUGGACUCUCAGUAUGCUGUCGAAUUCUUUCUUGCGGAGAAAAAGAGGCAAGAAGCAGCUGGAAACAAAGUAGUCUGGUGAAGAGCAAUGAUGCGGUCUGUGAACGAAACAGGCAACGAAAUAGAGUGUCAAUGUAUCUCCUGGAGGACUUCUGUCGAAGGCCUCGCCGACUUGAAUUGCCACUUCAAUGGAUCAAGAAUCACUUCCACCCGAGGCAAUAUAAUACAAGAUAUGAGCAGUCAGAAUAAAAAUAUCAUGACCGAAUAUCACCGCGAUAAUGAAAACCG